Molecule: messenger RNA, 684 nt
Organism: Onychostoma macrolepis
Lineage: Eukaryota; Metazoa; Chordata; Actinopteri; Cypriniformes; Cyprinidae
Product: hydroxycarboxylic acid receptor 2-like
Exons: 1
Coding region: 1-684 (227 amino acids)
Biological process (GO): phospholipase C-activating G protein-coupled receptor signaling pathway; positive regulation of Rho protein signal transduction
Cellular component (GO): membrane
Molecular function (GO): G protein-coupled receptor activity
Source: RefSeq, a predicted model, not a curated record
AUGUUGCUGGGCUCUUUUGAAAUUUGUAUGUUCAGCAUCAAUAUCCUAUUUGGUCUUCCUAUAAACUCGUAUAUUUUAUGGCUCAUCGUCACAGGAACUGGAGGCGGAGUUGCGUCAGAUUUCUUCAACUUUAAUCUGUCUGUUUGUGAGAUUGGUAUCUGUCUGGAUCUUACGUGUUUUCUACUGUUAAAUUGGCUUUCAUUUUUUGGGCUAAUAGCACUGCUUUUCCAAGGACUUCUUCUUGCUGGUCGUCCUCUGUUUCAGUGUGUGAUCUGUGUUGAGCGUUACCUGGCAGUGGUUCAUCCUGUAACCUUUCUGAAGUACAAACCUCUUAGAUAUAGAGUGAUCUGCUGCACUGCGGCCUGGAUAAUCACUCUUGGCUCCUGUUUGUUCUGCAUGUUCAUGUUAAUGCUAUAUAAUACUAAUGGACAUACAUGGGUCUUCUUGGUGCAGUUCUUCCUCUUCUUCUCCAUCCAGUUGUUUUGUCUUGUGGCUGUUCUCAGAGCUCUGAAGCAGUCGGGACCAGGAGAGAGAAGGAGAGCGAGAGAUGAGGAAAACCACAUGAAGAGAAGAGCAUUUAAUCUCAUUCUAAUUACUACUGUGAACAUGGUUAUUGCAUAUGGGCCACUUAUUAUUUCAGCAGUAUUUAUACUGUUAACAAAGGAGUAUAAAUUAAUCUCCUAG